AUGUCCGAGCUUUCUGAAGAUCAAAAAACGGUUGUGCAGGGCGAACUCUCCCAGGUUUUAGCUGCCCUCCGUCAGAUCAAAUCAAACAAAACUGGGGGCCCUUCCGGAAUAGUGAUUCCUCCUAGUCGUGUGGUGGAAUGCACGGACAAGGAUGUCUGGUCUCAGCAGAUUGCUGAUGAUGAGGAAUAUGUUUUUUGUCACAACGAUUUGUCUCAGCAGAACAUCAUUGUGGAUCCGCACACAUUAAAGAUCCGAGCUAUCAUAGACUGGGAGUACGCUGGGUUCUUUCCGCAAUACUUUGAAUCGCUUUUCUAUAAGCGACUUGGCCCGUCAUCUGCAAUAGGCGAUGAGCACGAUGAUGUCCCAGAACUAGUGCGUUUUCUUCAGACAACUGAGAAGUGA
This is a messenger RNA of Penicillium bovifimosum, 402 nucleotides long. RefSeq lists its product as uncharacterized. The transcript has a single exon. The coding region runs from base 1 to 402 and encodes 133 amino acids. The record is from RefSeq and is a predicted model, not a curated record. NCBI's taxonomy places the organism in Eukaryota, Fungi, Ascomycota, Eurotiomycetes, Eurotiales, Aspergillaceae.